This is a messenger RNA of Pieris macdunnoughi, 1548 nucleotides long. The record is from the annotation of a GenBank genome assembly. Lineage: Eukaryota; Metazoa; Arthropoda; Insecta; Lepidoptera; Pieridae.
AUGAUUUUGUCUUCAGGUGAAAGACCAUACAAAUGCCACCUGCCAGACUGUGGCCGCGCCUUCAUCCAGCUAUCAAAUCUUCAACAGCACCUUAGGAAUCACGAUGCCCAAGUGGAAAGAGCCAAAAAUAGGCCGUUCCAUUGUAAUAUCUGCGGAAAAGGGUUCGCUACGGAAAGUAGCCUCCGAACGCAUACAGCCAAGGAGCUUCAGCUGCACCUUGGUGUUUUGCAGCAACAUGCGGCGCUCAUGAUAGGAGGCGCUACAGCCACCCCAUGCCCCAUAUGCCAAAAAGUGGUAUUCGGGGGUGAAGCCCUAGUAGAACACAUGAAGAACACACACAAGGACCCCAACGCAAGCGGCGUUGCCAGCCCACCUGCCACAUCACCGUACCCAGCGCAAGCUAAACCUAUUGAUCCUUAUGUAGCGAAGCGGCGGACUGCAAACCAUCCGUGUCCCGUGUGUGGAAAACAUUACGUCAAUGAAGGGUCGUUGCGGAAGCACCUCGCCUGUCACCCGGAAACACAAUUGACUAGUGGUCUUCGAAUGUGGCCCUGUUCUGUUUGUCAGGCCGUAUUCACCCAUGAAAGUGGUCUCCUCUCCCACAUGGAGCAUAUGAGAAUGGAACCGAAACACCAGUUUGCCGCUCAGUACGUGCUUUCAAGGGCCGCAGCCGAACGGCGAGAAAGAGACAUCCUAGCGGCCGUAUCAGCAUCGGCAGGUGCUUCGGGCUUACUUAAUUUGGCACCACCAUCACCAGCCCAUUCAGACUCAUCAUCAAAUGGCCGACUAUCUUCUUCCGCUGGCUCCGAAGCCGGUGCGGCUGUGAACAAACUAUCAGAUCUUCUACGGUCAAACAACGGCCAUCAGGCGUAUGGUGAUGAGAGAGUAGCUGCAAUAGCAGCAGCCGCAGCAAAUAUGAUGGCACAGCCCGGUGAAGGGUCUAAUGCUGUUCAAGUUGCUGCAGCUAAUUUGGUAACAGCAAUGCGACAGCAAUUGGCAAGAGAACCGCCAGCUCAAACGCCAGAACCCCCACCCGCACCGACUGAAGCCGCAUUACGUAUACAACAGGCUGAAGCAUUGCUUCGAUCGCAAGCUGAAGCACUAAGACUGGCUGUGACUCAGGCCGCUGCAGGCCAUAACAAUGAGAACCCUAGUCCUUUAAGACAUAAUGGAGGGUUUCCUCAACCAAACGAAGUUAGUGGACAGCUUUCCCCUGAAUUGGUAGAAGCGUUCCGAAUCGCGCGAGAACAAAGAUUUGAACAAGCCUUACGAUUACAUGAUCCGAGGAUGUUAGGCUUCAAUUUACCGUCUCCAGUCCAAGCUGCUCAGCAAGCUGCGCAGGCUGCACAAGCCGCUCAAGUCGCCCAGGCGGCCCAAGCGGCACAAGUCGCUCAAGCGGCCCAAGCAGCUCAGGCGGCUCAGGCAGCACAACAAGCAGUCCAACAACAUCACAUGCAAGCCCAAGCCGUUCAAGCGGCACACGCCGCACAAGCAGCACAACAAGCCGCGCAGCAAGCUGUCCACCUGCAACAAAACCCUCAACCGUGA